AUGCUUUUCCGCUCUCUCCCCACCUCAUCCCGGCUCAGCUUUCGCAGCUCCCUCCUAUUCCGGCGCCCCGUUGGCAAGCAAAUCCACUCCGGUCGACUGACCGUAAAUCGAACCCUGGCUACCCUUGAGCCCACGCCCUCGUCCAGCUCAAUUGCUCCGGGCCCUCGUCUCUCCUCGAUCUCACGUCACCUUUCCUCUUCCCCCGUAUCCGAGAACAACAACUCCUCGACAAUGGCCCCCAUCGAAGUUCAGCAGUAUGACUACAUUGUCCUCGGUGGUGGAAGCGGCGGUAGCGGUAGCGCUCGCCGCGCAGCCGGCUGGUACGGCGCAAAGACACUGAUCGUGGAGAGUGGCCGCUCGGGUGGCACCUGUGUCAAUGUUGGAUGUGUUCCCAAGAAGAUGACCUGGAACUUUGCGACGAUCAACGAGACCCUCGAAAUCGGCAAGCACUACGGCUACGACAUUCCUGAAAACAUUAAAAAGGACUAUACCCACUUCAAGAACACCCGCGAUGCCGUCAUCAAGCGCCUGAAUGGCGUUUACGAGAACAACUGGAGCCGGGAGGGCAUCGACCUUGUCCACGGCCGCGCCCGCUUCGUCGAGCCCAAGGUGAUUGAGGUCGCCAAUAUUGAUGGAAGCGUCUCCCGCUACGCUGCCCCUCACAUAUUGAUUGCUACUGGUGGCCGACCGAACAUUCCCAAGGUCGCCGUUGUUGGCGCUGGCUACAUCGCCGUCGAGCUGGCUGGUGUGAUGAAUGCUUCCGACGUCGAGACCCACAUGUUCAUCCGCGGAGAGCACUUCCUGCGCAAGUUUGACCCUAUGGUUCAGAAGACCAUGACUGACCGGUACGAUGCCGCCGGUGUCAAGCUUCACCGCAACCACUCUGGCUUCAAGGAGGUGCAGCUCAUCCGUGACGGUAAGGGCAAGGACCGUUUGAUCAAGCUGAUUAGCCACGAUGGCUCGGAGCUCGAGGUCAACGAGCUUCUGUGGGCUGUUGGCCGUGCCCCCGAAGUUGAGGACCUGCAAAUUGACAUUCCUGGCAUCAAGCUGAACCCCAGCGGUCACAUUGGUGUCGAUGAGUACCAGAACACCUCCGUGGAGGGUGUCUACGCCCUUGGUGAUGUGACUGGUCAGGCUGAGCUUACACCUGUUGCUAUUGCCGCCGGUCGCCAACUCGGCAACCGUAUUUUCGGCCCGCCUGAGCUGAAGACCUCUAAGCUGUCCUACGAGAACAUCCCGACUGUCGUCUUCUCCCACCCCGAGGUUGGUGUCGUCGGUCUCACUGAGCCCGAAGCCCGCGAGCGCUACGGCGACGACAAGAUCAAGAUUUACCACACCAAGUUCACUGCCAUGUACUACUCGGUCUGUACCCCCGAGGAGAAAGCCAAGAACCCUACCGAGAUGAAGAUCAUCUGCGCCGGCCCAACCGAGAAGGUCGUUGGUCUGCACAUCCUGGGUCUUGGUGUUGGUGAGAUGCUUCAGGGCUUCGGUGUUGCCGUAAAGAUGGGCGCCACCAAGCAGGAUUUCGACAGCUGCGUUGCCAUCCACCCGACCAGCGCCGAGGAGCUGGUUACCAUGCAGUAA
This is a messenger RNA of Penicillium argentinense, 1584 nucleotides long. It is a transcript of the gene glr1, whose product is annotated as glutathione-disulfide reductase GLR1. The record is from RefSeq and is a predicted model, not a curated record. Gene Ontology annotation, molecular function: flavin adenine dinucleotide binding; glutathione-disulfide reductase (NADPH) activity. The transcript is spliced from 4 exons. Gene Ontology annotation, biological process: cell redox homeostasis; glutathione metabolic process; cellular response to oxidative stress. Gene Ontology annotation, cellular component: mitochondrion; cytosol. NCBI's taxonomy places the organism in Eukaryota, Fungi, Ascomycota, Eurotiomycetes, Eurotiales, Aspergillaceae. The coding region runs from base 1 to 1584 and encodes 527 amino acids.